GCAGGUGCCGCCCACAGAACCCUGGAGGCGGAUCAGCUGUGUCCCACCUGUCCUUACUUCCUGCCCACGUCCGUCGAGGUCACCACACCUGUGGGCAUCCCGGCCAACCUCACCUGCGGCGUCAGGCAGCUCGGGGACAAGAAGGUGUCGUGGAUCAGGCGCCAAGACCUGCACGUGCUGACCACAGGUAACUUCACGUACACGACGGACACGAGGUUCCGCGCGCUGCACCUGCCCGGCUCGCCCUUCUGGAGCCUGGAGGUGGACCGGCCCGCCAUCACCGACUCCGGCCUCUACGAGUGCCAGGUGUCCACGCAGCCCAAGAUAUUCCGCCGCUUCAGGCUCAGCGUUGUGGUCCCCAGCGCGCGCAUCACCGGCUCGAGGGAGAUCUUCAUGAAGGCGGGCAGCGACAUCAACAUCACGUGCGUGGUGAAGGGCGCCAUCAGGGGAGCGCCCGUCACCUGGUACCACGUGCUGCCCCGCGACCCACCCAAGGAGGAGCUGGUGGAGAUCAACGCCGGGGGUCGGGGCGGCGUGCAACUGGUGACGGACAAGAACUCGGGCACCAGCUGGCUCCUGGUCACCCACGCCACCUGGAGGGACGCCGGGAACUACACGUGCGCGCCCGUGCACGCCACGCCCGCCUCAGUGUCCGUCCACGUGCUCGACGAGGCUCCAGCCGAGCUCCAAAACGACCCCCAGCCGAGCCGGGCCCAGACGUCCACCCAAGGAACGCCAGGCCUCCCGCUGCUCCUACUGGGGCUUCACCGUGUGCUGGGGCGCGACGUGCCGAGAACCUGGUGCCUCUGGGUUUUCCUGGGGGCGUGUCUAGUGCACCCCAGCACCAUCAGGGGUACGAGUGGCCUUCAGGACGCCUCACAGACUAGUAAAGCAGCAGAAGGAUCGUUAACAGUCGUUGCGAGGGAUGGAAACAGAGUCCUUGGCGUCACUCUCUUACGAAAACAGGAGUUGGGAGGGCCCCAAACUGUGCGUGGAGCAAAUUAUCAACAGCAUCCCGAGUAACGACAGCAGCACCCAGCCGGUGGCUACAAAAGCUGCACGAAAGAUGCUCUCAGGCUGCCCCUAGAUGCCACCCCGGAUGCCGACCUGGUGCACCCCCUUGUACACCCCCUGGAGAGG
Molecule: messenger RNA, 1140 nt
Organism: Eriocheir sinensis (Chinese mitten crab)
Lineage: Eukaryota; Metazoa; Arthropoda; Malacostraca; Decapoda; Varunidae
Exons: 6
Coding region: 394-1023 (209 amino acids)
Biological process (GO): synapse organization
Cellular component (GO): neuron projection membrane
Source: RefSeq, a predicted model, not a curated record